UGCUUACCCCCCCCCAGGACCACGCCUCAUCUGCUUUGAAUACGAGCUUGUAUGAUUAUUUGCCUGCGACGUUGCAAUCGCGCAGUGCCAGCGUAAUGAUUGGACAAGGGGGGCCGCACAAAGUUUAGAGCAUGCAAACUCAUUCAAAUAUUCCAAGUGCAAGGCUGGAGCUCGUCCGACUGCUUUAUUAGUUGCUGGGUAGCCUACUGGAUUGCUGGUGAUACUGGUCCCAGAGAGCGUACUGGGAGUUUGUGGAAGAGCUGCUGUUUUGGAAUCCAGAUCUGAGAGAGUUCUAGUUUCAUCGUAAAAGGCUUCCCGUUUCAGUCGUUGCCAUGGCGGCCGCAUUCAAAGCCAUAAACAACACUCCUGGAAUCAUUAUCUGGAGAAUUGAGAAAAUGGAUCUUGCCCCAGUGCCACAGAAGGCGUACGGGAGCUUUUUUGAAGGCGACUGCUACAUCCUGCUCUCUACAAUGAAGUCGGGCAACACUUUCACCUAUGAUAUUCACUACUGGAUCGGUCUGGAGUCCAGUCUGGAUGAGCAGGGCUCUGCUGCCAUCUACACCACGCAGCUGGACGAUCACCUGGGGGGCAGCCCGGUGCAGCACCGGGAGGUUCAGGGACACGAGUCGGACUGCUUCCGAGGCUACUUCAAACAGGGCAUCAUCUACAAGAAGGGGGGUGUUGCCUCAGGGAUGAAGCAUGUGGAGACGAACAGCUAUGAUGUGAAGAGGCUGCUGCAUGUGAAGGGAAAGAGGAACGUCACGGCCAAGGAGGUGGAGAUGUCCUGGUCAAGCUUCAACCUUGGGGACGUCUUCCUGCUGGACAUCGGGAAAGCCAUCAUCCAGUGGAAUGGACCAGAGAGCAACAGACAGGAGCGCCUGAAGGGGAUGCAGCUGGCCAAGGAUAUCCGAGACAGGGAGCGCGGGGGCCGGGCGGAGAUCAGAGUGGUGGAGGGAGACGAAGAGGGGAAGUCUGCCGAGCUUAUGGCUGCCCUGAACAGCGUUCUGGGGGAGCGUGCUGGAAGUUUACCCCCAGGAACUUCAGACGAACAGGCCGACCAGCAACAGAAAGCCAACGUCACUCUCUACCAUGUUUCGGACGCUGACGGCCAGAUGAAGGUCACAGAGGUCGCUGCAAGGCCACUGGUCCAGGAUCUACUGAAUCAUGAUGACUGCUACAUCCUGGACCAAGGAGGAGUUAAGAUCUUUGUGUGGAAAGGAAAACGAGCCACGAAAGAGGAGAAGCUGACUGCCAUGAGACGAGCUCUGGAGUUCAUUAAGUUGAAAGGUUACCCGCGCACCACCAACGUGGAGACCGUGAACGAUGAAGCCGAGUCCGCCUUGUUCAAACAGCUCUUCCAGAAGUGGACAGUCAAGGACCAGGCUGCGGGCCUGGGGAAGACUUACAACGUCGGCAAAGUGGCUAAAGUCAGCCAGGAGAAGUUCGACGCGAGUCUCAUGCACUCAAAGCCAGAGGUCGCAGCCCAGGAGAGGAUGGUGGAUGAUGGUGCGGGCAAGGCUGAGGUGUGGCGGAUUGAGAAUCUGGAGCUGGUGCUGGUGGAGCCCGAGUGGCAUGGUUUUUUUUAUGGGGGAGACUGCUACCUGGUGCUGUACACCUACGAGGUGAACCGCAAAAAGCACUACCUGCUGUACAUCUGGCAGGGUCGCCACGCCACUCAGGACGAGCUGGCAGCCUCAGCGUUCCAGGCGGUCACUCUUGACCAGCAGUACGGAGAUGAGCCGGUCCAGGUGCGAAUCACUAUGGGCAAGGAGCCGCGACACUUCAUGUCCAUGUUCAAGGGAAAGAUGGUCAUCUUCGAGGGCGGCAGCUCUCGGAAGGGGAACACGGCCCCCGAGCCCCCCGUGAGGCUCUUCCAGGUGAAGGGGACUGAGCCGUCCAACACCAAGGCUAUCGAGGUGCCUGCCUUCUCCUCCUCGCUCAACUCCAACGACGUCUUCAUGCUCAAACACCAGGAGGGCUGCUUCGUGUGGUGCGGCAAGGGCUCCAGUGGUGACGAGAGGCAGAUGGCGAAGCAGGUGGCCAGUGUGAUCUCGAAGGGGGCGCAGGAGAUCAUUGCCGAGGGCAUGGAGCCCCUGGAAUUCUGGGAUCUCCUUGGAGGGAGAGCCCCCUACGCCAACGACAAAAGAUUGCAACAGGUGGAGCCUGACCACCAGCCCCGCCUCUUUGAGUGCUCCAAUAAGACGGGCCGCUUCAUCGUUACCGAGGUGACGCAGUUCACCCAGGAUGACCUCAGCGAGGAUGAUGUCAUGCUCUUGGACACCUGGGACCAGAUCUUCCUGUGGAUCGGGCGGGAGGCGAACGACAUAGAGAAGAAGGAGGCCCUGGUCACCUCCCAGGAGUACCUGCGCACCCACCCCAGCGGCCGGGACCUGGAGACCCCCAUCCUCAUCCUCAAGCAGGGCUUCGAGCCCCCCACCUUCACAGGGUGGUUCCUGGCCUGGGACCCCCAGAAGUGGAGUGGGGGUAAGUCCUACGAACAGCUGAAGAGCGAGCUGGGAGAUGCAGCCUCGAUUACCCAGCUCACUACAGACAUGAGCAAAGCCUCGGUCGCUCCUGCCCCAAGCUCCUUUAAGUGCUACCCCCCUGAGAAGCUGGUCAACCGACAGAAACAUGAGCUGCCCGAGGAUGUUGACCCAGCUUGCAAAGAGAACUACCUCUCGGACCAGGACUUCGCUGACGUCUUCGGGAUCUCCCGGGGAGAGUUCUCUGCCAUGCCUGGCUGGAAGCAGAUCACUCUCAAGAAGAGGCACGGACUGUUCUAACCACGGCGCGGCUCCUCGCGAC
This is a messenger RNA of Acipenser ruthenus (sterlet), 2805 nucleotides long. Its product is annotated as advillin-like. NCBI's taxonomy places the organism in Eukaryota, Metazoa, Chordata, Actinopteri, Acipenseriformes, Acipenseridae. The record is from RefSeq and is a predicted model, not a curated record. Gene Ontology annotation, cellular component: cytoplasm; actin cytoskeleton. The transcript is spliced from 20 exons. Gene Ontology annotation, biological process: barbed-end actin filament capping; actin polymerization or depolymerization; cytoskeleton organization. The coding region runs from base 333 to 2783 and encodes 816 amino acids. Gene Ontology annotation, molecular function: actin filament binding; phosphatidylinositol-4,5-bisphosphate binding.